AUGGCGGGCGACGGCCGUCGAUGGCGGGAGAUAGCCGGCAAUGGCGGGGCGACGGCCGAUGAACCAGCCUGUGAAUGUGUAGGUGAGGCGUCGAGCCGCCUGACAGACAAGGCGGCGAGCAAGCGGACGGAGGUUGUGCAGAGCGGUGGCGGAAGAAGACGAGGGGUUUGCGUUGCUGACAGUGACGAUGCUAUGAUGCGGCUGACUACGGCGAGCGACGAAACGGCGACGGCGGUCCGGUGGCGGCGGUUUACCGGCGGUGUGCUGAAGGAGAUGGACGGCGUCUCCACGGUGAAUCUUUCCACAAGUGGGGCAAGGUGGUAUAGGUUGCUGCUGUCGCUGACGGUUCCUGCGGUCAUCUGGGCCUCCCCUGUUCUUCCUCUUGUUCUUGAAUCGUUGUGGUGGAGCGGCUGCGGGUUGAACUUUACUUAA
Molecule: messenger RNA, 432 nt
Organism: Striga asiatica
Lineage: Eukaryota; Viridiplantae; Streptophyta; Magnoliopsida; Lamiales; Orobanchaceae
Source: the annotation of a GenBank genome assembly